GCAACUUGGCUUGACGAAUUCUAUAUCGAAUUCCGUGGAUUUAACACCUGCGGCGCACAAGGAUCGUUGCCAGAACUUGGAGUAUCUGAACGAUCGACAGAAAGAGCUCUGCACGCUCAACGAUAAAAUAUUACCGAUUUUGGGGAAUGGAGCGAAGAUGGCGAUCGACGAGUGUCAAUAUCAGUUUCGUAACAGUCGAUGGAACUGCACUUCUUUUCCGGAAAACAGCUCCGUUUUCGGUAACGUCGUCUCCAUAAGAAGUCGUGAAUCGUCGUAUCUGUCGGCGGUUUCGGCGGCGAGCGUCGCUUUCGCGGUGACAAGAGCUUGUUCGAAAGGUGAGCUCAACGAGUGCUCGUGCGACAACCGCGUGCGACAGCGCAAACCGCGCACGUGGCAAUGGGGCGGCUGCUCGGAGGACAUCCGUUUCGGGGAAAAGUUCAGUCGCGACUUCCUCGACGUACGCGAAGACGCCAACACCGCACUCGGACUCAUGAAUCUCCAUAACAACGAAGCAGGACGUAGAAGCAUCAGAUCGAGGAUGCAACGCGUCUGCAAGUGUCACGGAAUGUCCGGUUCGUGCAGCCUCCGCGUGUGCUGGAGGCGAUUGCCGCCGUUACGUCAAGUGAGCGAGGCCCUCUACCAGAGCUACGAAGGAGCCUCGCACGUGAAAUUCGUGGAACGACGACGAAAAAAGCUGAGGGCCGUCAGUCCGGAAAUGAAGAAACCGAACAAGACCGAUCUCGUCUUCCUCGACGACUCACCCGAUUACUGCGAGAAAAACGAAACUUUAAGUAUCCUGGGAACCAGAGGCAGGUUGUGCAACAGGACGAGUCAAGGUAUCGACGGUUGCCGUCUUCUGUGCUGCGGUCGCGGUUACCAGACGAGGGUGCGCGAGGUCGAAGAGAAAUGCAAAUGCAAAUUCGUGUGGUGCUGUAACGUCGUUUGUGAUAUCUGCAGGUACAAGAAGGAGGAGCACGUCUGCAACUGAAGAAUUAAGAAGAAAAAAAGAAAGAGUAAAGAACAACAAAAGAUUAAUAAAAGUAAGAGUAAUAACGAGAGAGAGAGAUUGAGAGACAGCGAAAAUGAAAGAACUAGAAAAGAAGAAACAACAACAGAAAAGAACGAUUUUAGUUUCAUUUUUUUUGAUAUUUCGGGUGCGUUCGUUGUUGUUUUAAAUAUAGUGUGCAUGUUAUUGUGUGUAUGUUAAAAGAAAUAAUGAAAAACCACCCGCUUCUAUUUAUUAUCAUCAUCAUCUUACUUGAUUUUCCUUGUACAUUUUUCAUUAUAUCGCGCAUUUCCGGCCAAAACACUGGUAGCCAACAUAAAAAUAACAAACAGUCACUAUUAUCAUCAUCAUCUCUGAAUCACUCAAUGUAAAACGAAUAGCCUAAUUUUGAAUUGAGUACUAUAUAUAAAAUGUGUAUUAUGUCUUCUUUAUAUAUGUAUUUAUAUAUAUAGUUAUU
Molecule: messenger RNA, 1463 nt
Organism: Nicrophorus vespilloides
Lineage: Eukaryota; Metazoa; Arthropoda; Insecta; Coleoptera; Silphidae
Product: protein Wnt-4-like
Biological process (GO): canonical Wnt signaling pathway; cell fate commitment; multicellular organism development
Cellular component (GO): extracellular region
Molecular function (GO): frizzled binding; cytokine activity
Source: RefSeq, a predicted model, not a curated record